Musa acuminata subsp. malaccensis (wild Malaysian banana) is the source of this 1430-nucleotide messenger RNA. RefSeq names its product WAT1-related protein At4g30420. Gene Ontology annotation, molecular function: transmembrane transporter activity. Gene Ontology annotation, cellular component: plasma membrane. The record is from RefSeq and is a predicted model, not a curated record. NCBI's taxonomy places the organism in Eukaryota, Viridiplantae, Streptophyta, Magnoliopsida, Zingiberales, Musaceae.
GUAUGAUGAAGGCAAAUUCCUAUAAAUGCCUGCGAUCUAUACGGCUCUUCUUCCUCGCGAAGCCUGCAAAUCCAUUAGUUCCUCCUCCACCUCCUUUCUCGAGGUUGAUCCAUGGCUGACUCUUUCCUCGAGGAGUACAAGCCCGGAUUGGCCAUGGUGGCCGUCCAGUGCAUCUACGCCGCCAUGGCCCUCUCGGCCAAGGCAGCCUUCACCCACGGCAUGAGCCCCAUGGUAUUCGUCGUCUACCGGCAGGCCAUUGCCUCCAUCGUCUUGCUUCCUAUAAACAUCAUCACUAAAAGGGGGAACAUAGGUCAGAUCGACUUGGGAACGAGAGGCUUUUGUUUGGUGUUUCUUGCUUCGCUGAUUGGUGCCACCCUCAACCAGUUCUUCUACUACCGAGGGAUGGACUUGGCGUCCUCAUCAGUGGCCACAGCAAUGACCAACCUAAUCCCAGCAAUCACAUUUGUUAUGGCAGCCUCUCUAGGCCUAGAGAAAGUGAAAGCGAGGAGCCUGAGAAGCGUGGCUAAAGUGAUUGGCACCGUCAUCUGCGUUGGAGGCGCGACCGCCAUGGCAUUCUUGAAAGGCCCGAGGCUUCUAUCCAUGGAGUUUCGACACCUGCUGUUGGGUUCAGCAACCGAUAAGUGGGUCGUCGGCGCACUUUUCCUCAUCGGAAGCAGCUGCUGCUGGUCGUUUUGGCUCAUCUUGCAGGUGCCGAUCUGCAACGACUACUUAGACCCGUUGUCGCUGUCAACAUGGAUGUGCUUGAUAUCAACCUUCCAAUCCGCCACUAUCACAUUUUUCUUAGAACCACAGUUGAGUUCAUGGAAGAUCACUUCGCUGGUUGAGCUCUUGAGUUGCUUAUUUGCGGGAAUUUUCGGGUCUGGAGUCACCUUCUACCUGCAAUCAUGGUGCAUAUCAGUGAGGGGACCGCUCUUCUCUGCAAUGUUCAACCCACUUUCGACAGUCAUCACCACAGUCUUGGCUUUGAUACUGCUGCAUGAGCAACUCCAUCUUGGAAGCUUGGUUGGUGCGGUUGCAGUGGUGAGCGGGCUGUACAUGGUUUUGUGGGGCAAAGCCAAGGAUUUGGACCCCAAGAGGAGGUCACAACCGGGAGAUGACGCCCACAAAGUGACCAUAGUAAUAGAACCAAAACAGAGUUAUAAAACAGACCUAACCAAACCACUGAUGGAGGAAAGAGCAGAAGAGGCAGUGGAAAAGUAGAUGAAGGAUCCGUGUCCCUUCUGCCCUGCAGAUCAAUCAUCCAAUCAUGUGGAUGGAUGUUCGACAUCAACACCGAUGUCCAAACCAAAGCCCAAGCCCAAGCCCAAUAAUAAACCCAAAGCAGGCCUUAUUUCGAGCUUUUAAGAUUAUUAAAUAUUGCUAUCUUUACUUGUUUUAAUAAAUUGUUUAUGUAAUUAUCUUUCAAUUUA